AUGCUGUCGCACGGACGCGCGGCGACGCUCGACGCGCCGGGGUCGACGUACGUCGUGCCGGAGAGCGCGCGACGACGGCUGGUGGAGGAGACGACGCGGGCGAUGGAGGAAUACGAACGCGCGACGUCGGCGCCGCUGCGAGUCGUGGCGCUGGGGCGGUCGGGGGUGGGGAAGAGUCACGUGCUGAACGGGCUGCUGCGGGAGCUGGCGAGUCGAGGCGACGCGCGAGGAAGGGUCGGAACUGGCGGCGCGAACGGGAAACUGACGCUGACGAAGAUGCGAGAUCACGAUGAACGCGCGGAGGAGGCGGAGGAGGAUAAAGCGCGAGCGAUGGAGGACGAUUGGGAGGACGAGGGGGGGGCGGCGUUGGACGCGAACGCGAGCGCGUUCGCGCCGCCGCCGCCGUUGGAUCGAGACACGAGCGCGGCGGUGUACAUGCCGAGACACAUGCGAGGAAGAGAGAUACGGGGGGAUGCGUUCAAGGAUUCGGAGGCGGACGCGAUUCGCAAGGAAAAGCUCAAGGAGGCGGCGAAGAAGGCGCAGAAGAAGGGGCAGAAAGUCAAGCCGAGUUACGUCUUGUACAAGGAGCAUCAGGAGGCGCGCGAUAAGGAGGCGGCGAAGAAAGCGGCCGAGGAAGCGAAGCGUCAGAAGUACGACGCGGCGAUCGCGGCGUAUGAGAUUCCGGUGCGAAAGAAGAAGUUCCCGCCGCCGCCCACGACGUUGAAGGAUUUUUUGGAGAACGAUCCCAGACUCAAAAAUGCGAGACCGCCGCCGUUUUUGCUCCCAGAGGGUGAUGUCAUGGACACGACGUCCGUGGCGUCUUCUGUGAGAACAUCCGACGCCUUCAGAGUGAGUUUGGUGUACUUUAGCGAGGAUGUCGUCAAGCAACACGUGCACGCGCUCCAGUACGCGGUGCGCCAAGCGCGGGCAAUCGAAUCGGCUCGCAAGGGCUUAGGCUUUUACGCCGAAUCGUACGUGAAAAAGGAGCUCAAGGCUCGAGGUUUGGAAGAAACUACGCUUUUAGAUUUUAGGACGAAGCCGAAGGAAGGGGAAGCGGUUCCAGACGAUGGCUACGGAUUACCGUCGGUGCUCAGGGUGGCGUGCGCCAUGGUCGGGCUUGACCCGAACAUAUCGACGCUCGCUGACUUGGACGAGAGCGACGUGGCAAUUCCAGCCGAGUAUAUCGAACGGUUAGGCAAGCGCGUUGAGUUCGAGUACAAAACCGACAGAAACAAAAACGGCAAACCUGACGAACCAAUAGAUUAUACUGACGAACGUACGUUUCAGCGCGCUUUGAGAGCGACGAAGCACACCGUGUUCACUCAAACGCACAUUCCAUCGUCGUGUUGGGGGUUACUGCGUGAAGUCCGGAUAGAUAUCCCAGUUCCACCGCAAAAGCGUGGUUUAGUUCUGAUCGAUGCGCCCGGUGCGGGCGAUUCCGAUCCCGCUCGAGACAGGCAUCUCGUCGCCGCUUUGCGCAACGCUGCCGCCGUUAUUUGCCUUGGCGACUCGCGUGAAGUCACGGGCGAUAUUGUGCGGUCGCUUCAUAAAAGUGGAUUUUUGCAGCAACUGGCGAUUCGACCAGCAACUAGACGUUUCAUAAAUGCCGUUCAAGGUGAUCGUAUUUGGGGAAGCACAGCGACAACUUUGAAACGUGCGAGCGCAUUGUUAAAGCGUAAACUCGGUAGAGAUGUCAGCGUGGAAGAACUUGCAAAAGAUUUCCCGCCAGUGGACGAAGAGAUUCAAUGGGCGAUCGAUCGAGUCAUCAACGAAAACACAGUAGAGAUAGCCACGGUCCGCCGCGCCGAGUUGCUGAAGAUGUUGAUGGAUCAAACCGGAAGUGUUCGCGAGCUCAAGCAGACAGCCAACGCCGUAAUUGCGGUAGCUUGGAAGUUCCUCGAGUUUCGUCUGUCUUGGGCCAAAGUUUUGGACCCUGAAAAGUUUGAUGUGCAGAGUAUCACCGGUCAUGGUUCUUUGAACGCCACUCUGGAGGAGCUCAAGCGGGCAAGACAGUUGAAGGCGAUGCGCCGCGUGACGCGACGAGUCCACGACGUACUCAAGGCUUUCUGCGUCGCCGCCGAACCGCUUUGUGCGCUUCCAACGUGUUCUGAUGAUUCUCUUCGUGGAUUUUACGAUGAUAUCGAGUUCAGAUUAGGCGAAGGUGGCGCUUAUGCGGCGAGAAGAGUGUAUGAACUAGCGCACCAGUUUUGCACUCGCGUCAUCGCGGUCUCGAUGAAAGUAGCCAUGGAGCCGCUUGAUAUUCAUGCCAUCAAGCACGGUCGCGCGGCAGUCGUGCGUGAGGUCUUGACGAAAAAUUUAAGGCCUGAGGAACGCAUCCAUGACAUUCGAACGCCAGCAGACGUGCGUGGAUUUAUCAUCGAGGCGGUGGAUUACUUUGGAAAGGUCUUGGAGGCAACUUUCUACUUCAACUUUAACGGAAAAAACACGCCGCAAAAGCCUCGAGGAUUAUUAUUCCAAGUCUGUGAGAGUGUCAAUGCUGCUUGGUGUCACUCUCUCGUCUCUGAUCAAAGUACUGGCGAAUUGAUGUUUGGCGCUUUGGUGAAAAAUCAGAUUGCGAGUCUCGCAGGCCCCGAAGAUGAUCCGAAGCGCGCCAUGAUGCGAGCGCUCUUCAAUUUAGCGCUAACUAAAUUCAAGUUGAGCCCGGCGCAUAGAUAUGCGUACAUGAAUUCAGCGAAAGUUGCUGGGGAGAGUACCACGCGUCUUUGGCUCGAAUGUACGAAGAACAUUCAAAUCGAGAUAAAUCGACAACUCAAGUCAGUCACCGCUGGUUUGAUGUGCGCCUUCCAUCCGUUGGACGAGACCACUGAAGUGCCGCCACCGGAGGGUGUCAGGGCGAUGAUGACGGACGUGAUUAACGCUAUAUCCCAUACAGCGUGCACGAUGAAUGAUCUCAUCAUCGAAAAGGCGACGAAAGAAAUUGAGAAAUUUUAUACGCCCUACAUUCUCAUCGCGAGCGAAGACGCCAUGCAAGCAUGCUUGACGUGUAUGAGUCCUUACGUGAAGAAACAAGUCAUGCCGGAAUUUAGAGCACGCGUUGCGAAACCUUCGAUGUUCACUGUGAUCUCGCCAGACGUGAAACUCGCGCAUUCACACAUGACGGUGACGAGUCUCAUCCUUGGCUCAGAGGCUCGCGAGCCGCUCUCCAGGGCGGAAAAGGCAAAGAAGCUGAUUGCGCUCUCAGAAAUCGGUGCGCUUCCUUUCCAGUUGACGAAACCGCCCGUCUUAAGUCCGGCUAUUACCGAUGCGAUCAAAGCUGCGGACGAUGGUAUCAAUGUUGGUUUAGAUGAAUUCCCUCUACAGAUACACAUGCCCGCAGAAGCGCCCGCGGCGCCGGAGAUGGAGGCGAAUGAAGAAGAGUCAAUCGAGGUGACGGAGCAACAAAUCGUCCCCGUCGAGGAAGACGAAGAUCAAAUCGAACCCGUCGAGGAAGACGAAGAUCAAAUCGAACCCGUCGAGGAAGACGAAGAUCAAAUCGAACCCGUCGAGGAAGAAGAACAAAUCACAGUCGGCGAGGAAGAAGAACAAACCACAGUCGGCGAGGAAGAAGAACAAAUCACAGUCGGCGAGGAAGAACAAACCACAGUCAUCGAUGACCGAGAGGAAUCGAUCCAAGGUACCUUGGUGCCGGACGCCGACCCCGACGUCGAUACGGACGAAAUCGAGGUGCAGAGUCCGGCACCGAUUAUCAAGUCGACGAAGGGGAACGCUCAGAUGGAGAAGGCGACUUCGCCGCAAUCGAAGUCCUCAACCCCGAUGAAGGAUGUCCAAACACAGACGGAAUACACUGCGUCAGCGAAACAGCCAACGGUAUCGGCAUCGCCGCGGCGCGAAAUCGCCGUGCAGACGGACGACUUUGGUGAGUCUCCGCGGCGCGAAAUUGCCGUGCAAACGUACGAUUUUGACGAGCCUGAAACCGCCGUGCAAACGGAAGAAACCGCCGAGCGCACUUCAUCGGAACCUUCUCCCACGACGCACGACGCAUCGCCCGUGGAAAACCCACCGCCGCAUUCCUCGUCCAAAUCAGACCUCACCGCGACGACGACGACGACGACGACGAACGCUGGCGAGCGAACGAAGAAGCGCAAGAUGAUGUGCGCGAACGAGCUCCACGCCAUGCCGAGCGUGGCCGCAAACGAUCCGCUCACUUUGGCGGUGAAUCCAGUUCCCGGUCCGCUCAUCGCGCUCACGUCCAAGAUCCCCACGUCUGACGCCAAGAAGCGCGCCAAAGCCGAGCGCGAUCGCGCCGACUUUUCUCCCCUCAAGCACACCUUUGAUUUCGACACCGACGGCGACAGCGACGGCGACGAACCGAGUCCACGGCCUCCCGUCGCUCGCAUCUUGAGGAAGCGCCCCAAGCGCGCCUUUUAA
This is a messenger RNA of Ostreococcus lucimarinus CCE9901, 4389 nucleotides long. RefSeq lists its product with no specific name. The record is from RefSeq and is a predicted model, not a curated record. Lineage: Eukaryota; Viridiplantae; Chlorophyta; Mamiellophyceae; Mamiellales; Bathycoccaceae. Bases 1 to 4389 code for a protein of 1462 amino acids. The transcript has a single exon.